CGUGUACGUUUUGCCAAUACACGGUUAUAGGUGUGUUAUAAUUUUGAACUGCUUAUCAAUAUUAUUAGAAAACAGCCUUGAUAGCUGAGUAUUUAAGGAUUUACCAUCAACCAAUUAGUUUGAAUGUAGUUAAGGAAAUGCGGAUAGAAUAAAGCAGCAAUGGAAAAUGCGGUAUUAUUCGGUCAUAAAGCUGAUAAUCACAAAACUCAAAGUGGAGCUGCAGAUAAAAGGCUAAAAAAUGAGACAUUAGAAACAAUGGACGGUAUUGUUGGUUGUACUGGUGCAGGAGGAAGUAAUCGUAGCGGAAAGAGAUAUCAAAACUCUCGCACCAUAGCCAAACGAAAAGAUAAUAACCAAAAACAAUACAAUGAGGCUCUCACUAUGGGAUUAAAUUCACAAGAAUUAAAUAAACAAUUGCAGGCAAACCUGCCGGAAGAUAUGAGAAUUUCAAAACUAUUGCGAAGACUUUGUCAAGAAAAUGACACCAAGCUGUGCCUUGAUCUUUGCAAUAAACUUGGUAUAGUCAUCUUAGAACCGUGCAAUGCAUCGUAUAUUCGGAAAUCAUUCGAUAUUUUGGCAGAUGGAAUCAUUUCUGUUAUGGAAAAUGGCCCAAGAGAUUGUCUUGAUGCUGCCGCAGAGGUGUUUGGAAUGAUGGGUUAUGUGGCUAGGCAUGACUUCUCAUCAUAUCGGGCAUGGAUUGUAAAGUACUACAAAUAUUCGCGAAAAAUGAAACGUGCUAUGAUGAAGGCACUUAAGAAAACAAUCACUUUGGAUACGAAUGGGGAUCUGAAGGAUUCAGCAGGUCGAACGAUUGAUUUACUGAAAGAUUAUUUAGAAACUGCUGAAGCCGAUUGUUUUAUAGUUAUAACCGAUGUUAUUGUUGAAAUUUGUACGAAGUAUCCAAAACAUUUCAAAGCUAAUUUUACCGAUAUUGUGGACAUUGUAGUCGGGUGGCAUUUGGAAACAGAUCAAACUAACGAUGUGAAACAGCAUUGCUCUAAGGUGCUACAGUCAUUCAAAGUGUUCUGGAAUGAAGAUUUAGAAUUCACACUAAAUUUACUAAGCCAGUUUGUCGAAGACAUCGGAGUCUGUUGCGAAGAAUUAGAAAGUGCAGAAGGCGCAAGUCACAUUUCAUCUUCUGCUAUUUCAUUCAGCUCACUUCUAGAUGCUUUCAAUACAGUUAUCAAGUGUUUGCUUCUAUCUCCAGAAGGUCUACUGCAGUCAGUUGGUAGGGAAAUGAUAGAUACAAGUUUUCAACUUAUUAUCAAGGCAAGCACGGUAAUAACAAAACAGCACUGUCUGGAAGAAGUGUUGCUACCAAUCAACGAAUGUAUGAUUAUAUUACUGAUGUUGGAACCAUGUGCUGUUUCCGUUGAUAACAGAAGUAUAUUAAUUGUGAUUCAGUACGAAAUCGAUAUCGCUGAAACAUUAAAUCAUAAUCAGAUAUGCAGUCUGUUGCUGCUACUACUAAGAUAUACAGAGUUUAAAGCAUCCAACCUGUGCACCGAAUUUCUUCACAUUGUUUGGAACUUGGAAUCCUCGCUCUUGAAACUCCGAUACCAUCGGAAUCGUGAAAUUCAGGAUGGUUUACUGAAGCUGUAUCAUCGUAUUCUGGCUAUAAAGAAUGUCAACACAUUGCAAAAAGCAUAUACAUAUAUUUUGGAUGAUUUGUCUGAAGCGAUGAACUUGAUCCGGAACAAUGAUACCGUAACAGAAACGCAACUUAUGAAGGCACAGUAUGCAAUCAAUUUUGAUUUACUGACGCUGUCCACACUUGCUAUGGCUAACAAUUCCAUUUUGGUUAUGUGGACACUGCAGCCGAGCAUACUGGUAGUACUGUUGGAUAAAUUGUGCUUACUUGACUCUGCAUUGUGGAUAAAAUUCCAAAGCCUUCAUUUGUCUAUCCUCCGAGUUGCUUAUCAGCACAGCAUAAAAAAUAGCAAUUUUAUUUCAUCGAGUGCUCUACUACGGUCUAAAAAUUACACCGUCGUAGAUUCAUUUCAUCGUCUUAGUCUAGAACCAACUUCAACGUCAACGGCGAGUCCAACAGCAGAACAUUUCAGAUUGAUUAUUGAAUUUCUUGAGCAGAUUUUAUCAAAUGAGUCUCCGUUACAUCACGUUGAAUUAUUAUUGGACUGGUGCCAGGCAGUAAUAGGACAGGCUUCACAGUACUACGAUGUGUUACUUGACAACAACAAUUUCAACGCAAUACUUACGAAAGUUUGUGAUAUUAGCAUGCGAUCGAACCAAACUAUUACAUUAAAAUGUGCUGAUUGUCUAGAUCUGGCUUGUUCAUACAAACUUUUGUCUUCAGCAGUCUAUCAAAGUAUUGCUGAAGUGUGUUGUGUUCAUAUGUGUUCAACGAGUACUAAAAUUCGUGAAAUAUUCUCAUAUAUUCUGGCCAAAUUGCCUCUGCGUUACACUCUGAAACAGGUUAGCCAAUUCAGCGGAAACAAUGAGUAUCGAAGUCAGCGAAUCUACGAACUCCAAAGUUGGUAUGUGGCAACAGAAAAAACUGGCGAUAUAAGAUCACAUUAUUUUCGAGCAUUCAUCGACCAGAUUUGCUUCAAAAGAGACUUGGAAGAUACUGAUGAUUUUCUCAAAGAGGUUUUCAUCAAAUCGUGGUUUGUAGACAGAGGAAAAAACCAAAGAUAUGCUGAAAUGGCACUAGCCGAUUUACGUUGCUUGAUUCCAUGGGUUCAAUGGGAGGCUGCUCACUUUUGCGUGAAUAACAAACUUCGUACACCUAUCGGAAAACCACAAGAGACGUUUCUAAAGAUUGAAUCAAUAAUCAAAGAAGAUGCUCGGGUGCUAGCCCUUAAAGAACAAUCCACUGUUAAAAACCUUAGUGCUUCGAUGGGCAAUCAACGGCGCGCUCGUAUCUUACUAGGGUUCUUAGAGGCGUUGGAAAAAGCGAUAUAUAAUGCUGCAGAAGGGACAGCAUUUGCUAUGCCCAAUCCGGAAAAACCGGCACGUACAUUUUUCCGGGUUAACUCUACUACUUGCGCCGAAUGGUUUAAUCGUAUUCGAACUGCAGUUGAUUUAGUCGCGCUGCAUUGUAUGGAACCAGAAAUGGUUAUUCGAUAUUCGGAAGCAGUGCUACGAGAACUUGUUGCAGUUAAAAAAAUAAGUGACCCUAUCUUCGAACAUACGCUUAUGUCGUUGGUGUGGGCUUUACUACGUAACUGGGAAAGUGACGCAUUAUACGGCGUUUAUGUAUGGGCGAAAAAGAUUACCGGCAAAAAAUACUUCUGGAUCAAAAUGGCAGCAGAGGAGGCAGCUGGUCAUCGUGAGACAGCAGUCGAAGGUUUUAUGACCAUACUAUCUGAUCCGGAAUCUAUAAACUUAGAUCGACAUAUCCGUGACUUUAUUGUUGAUCAGAUUACAUUGUCUUUGAUAUUUACCACGCGUCUUCCCGAGUUGCAUGACUUCCUCAUUUCCGAGGAAACUAACGGGAUACAGCGAGCGACGAUACCACUGAUAACGCUCACAUCUAAACAGGUAUUAUCGUGGAUGGAAUACGAAAAAACCAAGGACAAGAAUGCAAUCGACAUGUCAGAUUGGGAGCUCGCUGAUUUCGGAACAGACAUACCGAACAACUUUUCUUGCCAUAAAAUUUUUUGUGAUACAGAAAACAGUAUCGUAUCCAUCAUCAUGGAGCCUGACUCCCCAGAGAGGGAAGAACGACUGCGUGUGUGUAAUGAGAUCAUACAUAGCGGGUUGCAAGAAUGUCUUCUGACUAAAUCGAAGGAAUAUCUGUUUCAGUUGACAAUCACCAAUCACAUUGCAUAUAUUGCAAAAAUGAACCAGUGUACACCGGACGAUUUAAAAUCGAUCCGAGUUGAUAAAAGAUAUGGCUCCCUCACGAUGAUGAGGGUUCUUUCUUGGUCAGAAUUUCUCGACGAUAGCAAAAACUGUCAGCAGCAUAAUAUUGAGAUGAGGUUGGAUCUGGUAUCGGUUGCAAGGAAAGAAAAUAACUAUAGUUUGUGUCAGCGGGAACUAGAAGCCUUCUACAGAAGUUCCAGUCUGUCUAAAGUGUUUGACACAGAACAACAGAUCACAGUUGAUAAUGUAAAGAAUUGGCUAAUGAAUACAGCCCAAGAAUACGUUUGGGAAGAUUGUGUUUCUCGUGCUGUGUAUGAGCAGUGCAAAUGGCUAUACUGUCAAUCAAAUGGAAAACUUGAUGCAAUUCAAUUUGCGGCCGUUGCUGCCAUCGGAAUCGACAAUCAACUAGUUGGCAUAAAUAAUGAAGUGUCACAUAAUUUGCGCGAUAGAGAAGCGCGGUUUAUGCUUACCAUAGCCGAUUGGGUACAGAAUGAAGACAUUAAGAUUUUGCAAACAGAAAGUAACUCGCCCUUGGUAAGGUUGAUCAAUCUACUCCCAGAUAUAAAACCAACGCCGGAUACACGGAUGGUAUCUAUUUUCAAUUCUAUGGAUAUUGCUGUUGGUAAGUUACUUCAGGCAAGUGUACAACGAUGUCCGCAAUUGGCCAAAGCUUGGUGUCAGUUAGGAUCUUGGUGUUACCGUUGGGGAAAGAAAAUGGUAGAAUUCAAUACGGAAGGUAACACGGUUCAUCGUAUUAAUUUGGAAGAGAUUCGAAAAAUUCUACCAGUCACUUCACCGGAUGAUCUUGAAAAAAUUGUACUUAUUCUUAAUCAACACGAAGUAGGUGCCGAAGAAGAAGAAAUUGGAUUAAAUGAAACAAGUUCCACUGAUUUGCUUGAAUUGCUAUUAUCAACGGUACCGGAUUUAAGUCACUGUUCGCCAGAGAAGCUUCAAUCAAUAGUGGAAAUUUGGCGUCAAACACAUCGUACAAUUUAUGGAUAUUACGAGGCAGCAGCUGCUGCAUACUUUCGCUAUUUGCAACUAUCUACUUCGAUCGAAAUGGAAAGUGACAAUGGUAGUUCCUCCACUGUGACAGCAACACUUCGUUUGUUGCGAUUGAUUGUUAAGCAUGCUCUUGGUCUAAAAGAAGUCCUGGAAGAAGGACUUGCUGCCACUCCUACAAAUCCUUGGCGCGUUAUCACUCCGCAGUUGUUCUCACGCUUGAAUCACCACGAACCAUAUGUACGAAAGCGCGUAUCAGAAUUACUCUGUAGGGUAGCUAAAGAUUCUCCUGAUUUAAUUAUCUUCCCCGCGGUCGUAGGCUCCGUGCAAGAGAAAAAAAUGGAUAUUGCCGAGGUGUCAAUAGAACAAAUAGGAACUGGAGUCAAAGUUGACCAGCCUGUUGAUACUUCUGGUUUAGCAAUAUGUUUCAACGCAUUAUUAGAUAUUCUAUCCAAGGAUGCUCCGGAAACUGUUAAGCAAGUACAGGUUCUUGUCCAUGAACUCAGAAGAAUUUCCUUAUUAUGGGAUGAGCUUUGGGUUAUUUCAUUGCAACAAAUCUAUUCUGAGUAUGCUAAACGAUUUACGAGUUUCGAAAAUGAAUUGCAAAAAAUAUCAGAAAAUGGUCAACUGGAUAAUAAAAAGGGCCUGUUAGUCGAAAAGUACAAACUUCUUUUGAGACCACUCGUGUUCGUAUUAGAGCAAUUGUACGAAAUGACAUCUAGACCGUCGCAAACUGCUCAUGAAAAGAGUUUUCAAGAACGUUAUUUGAAGUACAUCAGUGCAACGAUUGAGAAACUAAAAGAGCCGUUGGAUGUAAAGAAACCAACCGACGGUUGGAUUCGUUUUAAAACUCUUUUCGCACAGAUGCAACAACGCAGCCAAAAACGAAUCGCAUUUUCAUUGCGGAUUUCCGAAAUAAGCCCUGUGCUUUCGAAACUGUCUAAUACAGCUAUCUCCAUGCCCGGAAUAGAUAGCACUAACAAGCAAAUUUUUAUCCGUUCGGUUGAUAAUUUGGUGCAGAUACUACCGACCAAGACAAAACCUAAAAAAAUGAUGUUUUACGGUAGUAACGGUCGUCGAUAUAGUUACCUAUUUAAAGGGUUAGAAGAUCUUCACCUGGACGAACGAAUAAUGCAAUUUUUGUCGAUUGCCAACUUGAUGAUGACCAAAUCGAUCGAUUGUAAUGGUAAUAUAACUUAUUAUCGGGCCGAGCACUACUCUGUCAUACCACUUGGACCACGAUCGGGGUUGAUCAACUGGGUGGACAACACAGUCCCAAUAUUUUCUCUUUAUAAGAAAUGGCAACAACGAGAGACACUUCAUAAAAAGGACAAACCGGGAGCAACCAGUCGUCCAUCGGAACUCUAUUAUCAGAAACUGAACCCUUUGCUACAGAAACAUGGUCUAAAAUCGUCUGAUAAUCGGAAGGAUUGGCCAGUGCAAGCUUUGAAACAAGUGUUGACCGAGCUCCAGAGUGAAACACCUCGUGAUCUUUUAGCUAAAGAAUUGUGGUGUCAUAGCGCAACGGCCGCUGCCUGGCGUCAGGUGGUGCGCAACUAUUCGCUAUCAGUUGCAGUGAUGAGUGUCAUCGGAUAUAUUAUCGGUCUCGGAGAUCGUCAUUUAGACAACGUGCUAGUCAAGUUAGCCUCGGGUGAAAUUGUGCAUAUCGAUUACAAUGUGUGCUUCGAGAAGGGUAAGACACUUCGUGUACCGGAGAAGGUGCCAUUUCGAAUGACUCCUAACUUGGAAGAAGCACUGGGAGUUACCGGAAUAGAGGGCACUUUCCGGCUGGCAUGUGAACAUGUGCUUAAGUCACUUAAAAAAGGACGUGAAACAUUGCUGACACUUUUGGAAGCCUUUGUGUACGACCCUCUGGUGGACUGGGCAGUCAGUGAGGAUGUUGGUGCUGCAGGAUUCGCCGUAUCAACGUACGGAAAUCGAGAAGGGUUCCAUAAUGAUCUUCAUCACGCGAAGAAGCAACUGGAGCGUGAGGUCAACCGGGACACGUUGGCAAUACGAUUCUCGGAGGUCAAGUCAGAAUGGAGUCAUAAUCGUGAUGAUAUCUAUCAGCAACUUUUACUGAUGCAGACAUUUUUACUUGAACUUCAGACAAGUCGCCAGGAAUUGAGUGUAGCUGAAGGACAGCGUGAUUCAUUAUCUCGACAAAUCCAAGUGAUCCGAGAAGCGGAAUCAUUAGAUUCGGCCAUCGCAAGCCAUCCGUUGAACACUCUUUCGCAGCGGUAUAGUGUGUAUAAAAAAAUCAUUGAUGAACAUGAGUCCGUAAGAAGCAUCCUAAUGAGUAAAGUUUCCGAAAGUGAAAAGCAAAUUGAAGAUUAUAUGAGCUUCUGGAAGGAUUACGAAUCCGGCAAACUGCAAGAAUAUAUGCAGGGAGUUGAAGUCCACGUGGAAGACUGUUCUGACUCUGAGUUUGAUCAAGUAUGUGAAUUUUUAGAAAGCUCAAAUCUUCAUGACAUUUAUGUGAAUUCUAAUGCAUGUCGACACGAAUUAAACGAUUACACUUUUCGGUCAGCAUUACUAGUUAAGCACGCGUUGGAAACGCUGAGUCAUUAUGGUACGAUAGUAAGCUAUUAUCCCAGUGAUUGCAUACAAGAUCAUUGGAAUUUCAGAUAUUCCGUUUUGUAUAGGAAAUUGAUGGAUGAAAACUCCCAACAAUCGUGUCUGGAGGUAACUCGUCUUCAUCAGCAAUACAAAACGAGAAAUAGAAAAAUAUCAUCUAGCCAGCAAAUUCUAUCGUUCUCAUAUCAACUCUCAAACCUGAUAUCUGAUAAUACAUUCAGACUAGCGGAAUUGGUCACUUAUCACACGCAAGAAACAAUCGAAAGUAAUGUUCCAAUAGAUCAACUGUAUGAAGCUAGUUUAGCGACCUUGAAUGCAAUCGCAUUCGGAGAUACCAAUGCACGUCAAACCUUGACAUGUGCCGCUCUCAAACUAUGCUUAGAUUUGAGCCAAAAUUAUCUGCUGUUAGAACAAACAGCUUCAACAGCAGGAGAUGCAUUGGUUGAUUUGCAACUCAACGAUAGCUGGUUUUUAACAGAACUGUACAUAACAUCAGCACAAUUGAAAACGCUCUGUGAUGUUUUUUUCCCAAUGGAUUCGUCAUUGGCCCUUGAUGAUAACUUUUCCGUUGGUUCAAGCUGCCUUUCCAUUUGUGUCAGCAUGUACGAAUAUUUAAACAGUAUGAAUGAAUGCAUCACGCAAAGCCUGUUGACUGAAACUAUGAAAGGCAUAAUAUCAGAAAACCCUAGCGUCAUCGAAAUGAUAUCUGCUGUUUCAAAUCUUCAAACUGAUUUAUAUUCUCUGCCUCAGUUACUGGAGAAUUUGAACAUACAUCUACAGUGCGUAGCAAUGAACAUACCAUCCACACAAAAUAUUGCUCUGGACGCAGUACAAGAUUUGAAACGAAAAGUAACGAAAUUAGGUGAAAGGUACCUGAAGGAGAAUCAUACCGAGGGAGCGAAAUUGUAUUUCAAGUUGCAUUCGCUGUUUGACGAGCUUUUACUGAAACAAAACGACUUAUUAGUUAUAGUGUAUGACGGUGUAUUAAAACUUUAUGAGAGUGACCUUUUCGAUCAGAUCAAGGAUUCAAAAGAUUUGGCUGCACUGAUUUUCAACAAAUCCACAAAUGAUGUACUGGAAGCAAUUUUUGUUGUGAAGCGUGUGCAAGCAAUCAUUCACUUCUUUACCUCUUGCCUACAGAUGGCGUGCUCUUUCAAAGGCUCGAACCAUGCAGCAUCAUUCAAUGAUUCCUCAUUGGUCAGACCCAUUCGGAAAUUUAUAUCAGAUUUCGUCUGUCAAUCAAUGCUAGGUAUAGGCUCAACGGCAAUGGGAAUGAUGAUUUAUGGCAUCAGUCAGAGUUUAUAUCCCCGUAGUGAGGACGAUGUUUGCAUACUUCAACAAAUUGCCUGUAAAGAUCGGUUGUCUUUGAAUGAACUAUGCAAUAUAAGCAUAGAGCAAACAAUCAAUAAAGCCAAUAUAAGUGAGCUAGAAUUCAACCAGGUGAAUAGUACUUGUUUGCAUUUGAGCUUCACUUGGAGAAAGAUGAUGAGAAUAAAAUUACUUUCUGAACGAAUUGUAGCUGAACAAAUUUCUUUGAGUAGACUUCAAGCAAUGUUCGUAGCCCAUAGUUGGCUACAUGAGAUAUCAGCGAUUGGUUGUACAACGAACGUUUCACAGAAUGAUUUGACUCCUUAUGCGAACCGAUCCACGAUCACUAUGCAGUUGCAAAGUUUUGUUGAAAAACUUAGAACUACUAAACUGAAGAUGCAGAAACUUCGCGACGAAAUUCUUAGCAACACAAACGCCAUUCUGCAUCGAUUGAAGUGGGCAGUCGGAGCUAAUCCUGAUUUAGGUUAUUUAUUUAGUUCUUUUGAGCAAUCAUCAUUACAAAAACGAGACUAUUUGGACGAGCGGAUGUUGUAUUUAGACAUAGCCCUGAAGCACUGCUGCUCGGUUCUGGGUCAUGAAAUCGUUUAUGCUCAACCCGAUCUGGAACAAGAUAAAGCAUUUGUUGAGUUGGUUGAGCGUUUCAAAAAAGUAUGCGUCAAACUACAUUCAUGCUCGACCAUGGUUAAUAAAACAGAAAUUGCUUUGGUUGAAUUACUUGAUCCGGAAGGACAAAUAGAUCACAUUUGGUUGAGCAAUGUAAAGGCUUUGAUUGACGAUAUGAUUGGCCAAAUACAGAGCAAAAUUGCCCGCAUGGAAAAAGAAGUUCAAAACGCGCAAGAAAAUUUACACAUGAGCGCUCACAAACUGCGAUUGUUAGUCAGUGCACAUCAUCUGCUUGCUUCGGACAUUAGAAACCUGUUGAAAAUUAAGUUAAAGAUGCAGUCGUCUCCGGUAUUGCGAGAGUAUCUGCAAAAAUACAAAGCUUUCUUGGACACAAUUUCUGAGCUUCAUUCAAAUGUUUUGAGUAAAGAUUUCACUAACAAACUAGUGCAACAUGCCGUUGAUCUGGUGCAGAGUACGUUACCGAGCGUUCACAAGAUUUUCGAUCAGUUAUUCGCUUUCGAACAGGAUAUUGAUACGGAAGAUGGUGGAAGCAUAAUGACUGAUCAUGAAGGCGGGGAUAAACUAAGUGUAGAAAUGAUCGAUUCACCAGUUAAGAAAUAUUCCAACUACAAGCGAAUGGAUAAAGUGCAACAAAAUCAGAAAGAACAGAAACGAAACGCCUAUGCUGUAUCAGUUUGGCGUCGCAUCAGAAUGAAACUUGAAGGUAGAGAUCCCGAUCCAAACCGCCGCUGUACUGCGCAGGAACAGGUAGAUUGGAUGAUACGUGAAGCAAUGGACCCGGACAACUUAGCCGUGCUUUACGAAGGAUGGACUCCCUGGGUAUGAGUUGACAAUUAACAAUUGAAAUGUGUCGGUAGGUACUCGUAAAAUCUAUAUCGUGAAAAUGCGUGGUUGAUCCUUUCAUACUUCGCGAAAGUAACGAUUUCGAAAACAUCCAGCUGGUAGGCGGCUCACUGUCGGUGCAGGCGAAAUAUCUGCGUGGAAUUGACAGUGGCAGUUCUUCCAUUCAGCGCCAAGCCAGAUAUUGGCUCCGACUGCUGCUGUUCUUCGGCAUCCUCUCACUGUAGUAGUUUUCUAGCAUUUUAACAAAUGGACUCGGAAAAGAAUUGCAAUCAAUCAUACUACAGAGAACGGUCCCAGAAGUCGUUCCUAAAAUUCAUCGUCUAUCAACAGACAAGAAGUGAGAAAUAACUAUCAUUAGUGCAUUUCUAUCUUCCUUCUGUUGUAAUAUGCAAUUGAUUGUAUCUUCUAUCCGUGCUUAAUGCGUUCGCAAUGAUUGUGAGAGUUUGACCAACUGUUUUGAAACAUCAAAGGAAAAUUAACAUUAGUUGACAGUCUAAUAAUAACGCGAUUCUGCUGGUGUGUUUGUUUCCAAAAAAUACAAAGAGGAACGCAUGAGCAUUCCAAUGCAAGGAUAUAUAACCCGCUGUCCAAACCGCUAAUGGAACUAAGACCAGAACUUUUUUUUUUAUUAAUUAUUCUUUUUUCGUGUUAGUAACCUUUGAAUAUUCGGAAUAAUCGGAACAAAUGAAAUAUUUCAUACAUGGUUUGAAUCGAUUUAGUGAAUUUUAAACAAUUUUAACUAUCAAAUAAACAUCGAGUGGUGAUUAUUGGUAAAACUGUUUAUUGGAUCUAUCAUACCUUUUUCUUUUGGUACCAGAUUUCAUGCAGUUAAUAUUCAAUUACAAUAACGAAAAACAUUAUAAAAAUUAAGUUCAAAAUCAUCAUUAAAAAUUUUUCACGAAGUACCCGAAUCUGCAUUUUAGUGACAAAAGGAAGAAGUUUUCGUAAUGCAUCUAGGAAUUGAAAAAUUAAUUACGGAUUUUUUUUUGUGAAAUGUAAGAAAAAUCUUUUAUCUGUCCAAAAAUGCGAAAUACCCUUAUAACAAAAAGCUCCUUCAACAUCAACUGCAUUCAUCGCGUUCUGUCGAGAAAGAAAACAAACAGCACAUAAAUCGUCUUUCUUCAACAUGCUGAACCAGCUUACAAUGUUCAUGGAAAACUGCGUGGUAACGCGUUAGCAUUCUUAUUCAUGUUUCACACUUGUUAUUCAAAUCAUUUAAUUUUCCUCAAUAAUAAUUGCAUCUAAAUCGCAAUCAGGGUGUUCAAUCACUGAGAUGCUACCCUUAUUCCUAAAUUUACUUUAAUAAUUUUCGUUCAAUCUUUCUAUUACGGCAUAAAUAACACUAAUAAAUAUAGGUUACUGAUUCAA
Malaya genurostris is the source of this 11568-nucleotide messenger RNA. RefSeq names its product serine/threonine-protein kinase Smg1 (gene nonC). Bases 160 to 10182 code for a protein of 3340 amino acids. The transcript is spliced from 10 exons. Gene Ontology annotation, biological process: phosphorylation; TOR signaling; negative regulation of macroautophagy. The record is from RefSeq and is a predicted model, not a curated record. Lineage: Eukaryota; Metazoa; Arthropoda; Insecta; Diptera; Culicidae. Gene Ontology annotation, cellular component: TORC2 complex; TORC1 complex; nucleus. Gene Ontology annotation, molecular function: protein serine/threonine kinase activity; protein binding.